AGUUGGAUGACUCGUUCAAAAAGCUCAAGCGAGUCCGAACAGGAUAAGGUACUCUCUCCAAGUCCAAAUGAACAUGGGUCGAGGAAUGCGGGAGAAGAAGAAGUAGCUACGCCUCCUGAAGUGCAGCAAUCCGAGGCAACAAAAUCUCGUUCGAGAAGUCGUAGCAAAUCUGCAGACGAUGUUCGUUCACCGCCGAGUUCGGGUGAUGAAGAUGAGGGAGCUAAAAAGAAGGAUGAUGACCGGUCUAAAGAAUCGAAAUCUGAGAAACGUCGAGCCAGGUCUCGAAGCCGCUCCAAGUCGCGAAGUCGAAGCCAUGAUAGAAGAAGAAGAGAAAGAAGCUCUGAUGGCAGAAGAGAAAGAAGCCGUGAGGGUAGAAGAGACAGGAGUCGCGAAGACCGCCAAAGGCGCAGAGAUGACAGAAGAGAUCGAGAUCGCCGAGACAGAAAGCGCUCGAGAACAAGAAGCCGAAGCAAUGAAAGGAGAGGAGACCGAUCCCCAGCAACCCGGCGACGUCGAGAAAGAUCUCCUGAAAAGAGAGAUGAGCAAAAGAAGGCUGAAGAGAAGAAGGAGGAAGAGAAGAAGGAGAAGAAAGAGCCUAUGGAUCUGCUGAGAACAAGAACUGGAGGUGCCUACAUUCCUCCAGCUAAACUUCGCAUGAUGCAGGAUCAGAUACAAGAUAAGCAAGGCGAACAGUACCAGAGAAUGAACUGGGAACGCCUGAAGAAGAAAAUUCACGGUUUAGUCAACAAAGUAAACACAGGAAACUUAGUCCAGAUUGUGCGGUCGCUUUUACAGGAGAACGUUAUCCGUGGAAAGGGCUUAUUGGUACGAUCCAUAAUGCAAGCUCAAGCAUUUUCGCCGGUGUUCUCCCAUGUAUACGCUGCAUUUGUGGCUGUAAUCAACUCGAAAUUUCCACACAUCGGUGAACUGCUGCUGAGAAGACUGAUUGUGCAGUUCAAGCGAUCUUUCAGACGAAAUGACAAAGGGACUACCGUUACGGUGUCAAAGUUCAUCGCUCAUCUUAUCAAUCAGAAAGUGGCGCAUGAAGUGCUAGCUCUAGAGAUCAUGAUCUUGAUGCUGGAAACUCCCACUGACGACUCGGUGGAGGUGUCCAUCGCUUUUCUUAAAGAAUGUGGUGCGAAGCUGGCCGAAGUCUCCCCGCGUGCUUUGGACACCAUAUUUACACGUCUUCGUGGUAUUCUUCAAGAUGGUGAUGCUACAAACCUUGACAAACGUGUGCAAUAUAUGAUCGAAGUCGUGAUGGCUAUCCGCAAAGAUAAAUUCAAGGCCUACCCAGCGGUUCUUGAAGAGUUGGAUCUUAUUGAUGAGGAUGAUCAGAUUACUCAUACGCUUUCCUUAGAGGAUGCAAUAAACCCGGAGAAUGAACUGAAUGUGUUCAAAAUGGACCCUGAAUUCGAGAAGAAUGAAAAGCAGUACGAAGAAAUCCGUGCGGAAAUCAUUGGCGACGCUGACGAUAGCGACGAAGAAGGUAGCGACGACGAGGAAGGAAGUGGUGGUGAAGUCGAUGAAGAAGGAGCGGCAGCGCCGUCGGGUACUACGGAGAUUAUUGAUAACACGGAACAGAAUCUGGUUGCGUUCCGACGUGAAGUCUACCUUACUAUACAGUCAUCGCUUGAUUUCCAAGAAGCUGCACAUAAACUACUGAAAAUGAAAGUACCAACGGAGAUGGAGACGGAAUUGUGCAACAUGCUGGUGGAUUGUUGCUGUCAACAACGAACAUACGAACGCUUUUACGGUUUGCUCUGUGAACGGUUCUGUCGUUUACGAAAGGAGUAUCAGGAGACGUUCGAAAAAAUUGCAUGCGAUACAUAUGCGACAAUCCAUAGAUUCGAUAUCACUAAACUGAGAAACAUGGCUCGAUUGAUCUCGCAUUUGCUCUUCACUGACGCUAUUUCGUGGACGAUUUUCACGGACGUUAAGUUGACAGAAAAUGACACUACUUCGUCCGGGCGCAUCUAUCUCAAGUACAUUUUCCAAGAGCUCUGCGAGUCUAUGGGUCUAGCAAAACUCUAUGAAAGAAUAAGCGACCCAACUCUACAAACGGCAUUCGCUGGCUUGUUCCCUCGUGAUAAUCCACAAAACACAAGAUUUGCCAUCAAUUUCUUCACUCUUACUGGUCUUGGUGGAUUGACACUUGACCUAAGAAAGUUCCUCGAGAAGGGUAUGAAAAAGAAAAAAGAGAAUUCACUGGAUGAAUCACCUACGUCAUCCUCGUCAUCAUCCGAAUCUUCUUCUGACUCUAGCGACAGUGAUGAUGACGAUGAUAGCGAUAGCGAUGAUUCGGACUCAUCAUCAUCAUCGUCAUCAUCAUCCUCAUCAGCUGAUUCGACAGAUGCUAAGAAACGCGCUGCAUUGAAGAAGAAGCUGAAGCGAGCACGCUUAGAUAAAGAAAAUAAGAAGAAAGACAAGGCUGAUAAACGGAUAAAGGAAGAGCCACCAUCACCUGAUUCUCCACCGAAACGUGAAAGACAAGAAAAGAUGGAAAGUCCCCAAGUCGACGUCAUAGAUCAAGAUCUUCGUCUAGAACAAGGAAAGAGCGGAAAUCGCCUAGUAGGAGAGAUCGUUCCCGAAAUGAAAAUAAGUCGCCGUCACGAACAGACGGUGAGAAGUCGCGCAAGGAUCGUGACAGAGACUCGCGACGGCGAAGUCGUAGUACUUCAAGGGAUAGGAAGACCAAAGACAAAGGUGACAGGCGGGCACGUUCACCAGAAGCACGACUACAUGAGAUUCGAGUAG
Molecule: messenger RNA, 2757 nt
Organism: Cylicocyclus nassatus
Lineage: Eukaryota; Metazoa; Nematoda; Chromadorea; Rhabditida; Strongylidae
Source: the annotation of a GenBank genome assembly